Messenger RNA from Apis mellifera (honey bee), 3074 nucleotides. RefSeq names its product glucose dehydrogenase [FAD, quinone]. Gene Ontology annotation, molecular function: oxidoreductase activity, acting on CH-OH group of donors; flavin adenine dinucleotide binding. The record is from RefSeq and is a predicted model, not a curated record. Lineage: Eukaryota; Metazoa; Arthropoda; Insecta; Hymenoptera; Apidae. The transcript is spliced from 4 exons. Bases 971 to 2860 code for a protein of 629 amino acids.
CUUGAUCGAUCAUUAUUAAAAAAUCGAUAAUUGAAUCAACGAUAAAUUUUAUUCGAUCAUAAAAAAAAGAAGUAGCAUAUAAGUAGUCUGAAAAUUGAGAUCAUCAUAUCUCCAUAAUACGUAAGGUCUUAUAACGUCUGAUGAGAAAAAGGAGGCAAUUUUUUUUUUCCUCGGAGAAGAUGGCCAAGAUGCGAGGGACGAACGAUCGACGAUCGAUCGAUAGAAGAAUACGAGCAGAAAAAAAGAACGGACGUGACGAAAGAGAUGAAGAACUCAACCCUAAAGGUCAACACGCGAAUACGACCCGUUUCUUGUCGAUCAAAGUGGUGGUACUACCGUACGGUUUAUACGUGGAACGUGAUGUUCGAACAUUCAGUCUUUCGCUUUCUCUACGUUCGCGAGCUGCUCGAUCGGUCCAAUCGAUCCACGUGCUUCUGCGUGCUUCCAACCUGGGGUGUGCCAUCUUUUUUUUUUUUUUUUUAUUUUCUUAUUUUUCCUCUCCUUGGCAAAACUUGAUAAAUGAAACUUUGAACAGAAUCGAAUUUGCAAUUGUCUCUCCUCGUUGUCGAGAUCAACACGAAUCGAGAUUAUCCGAGGCUGACACAUGAAGCAAAGAUUCAAAUGAAAAUAACCGAAUGUGAACCGACGUUCAUCAUGAUUCGAAUAGGAAUUAUUUGAUUCCUUCAUUAUCGUUUCGAUCAACAAUGGCAUCGUCUAGUUCCAUUAUCGAAGAGGCAAACCCUAGGUAAAUCCAGGGUAUUUAAUCACGAUAACACACUUUAUCAAUAAUAAUAAUAAUGAAAUCGAUCCUAUAUUAUAAACUAUCGUAUAUUCCUUGAAAGAACAAAUUUAAUACCCAAAAAUUUUUUAAACCAAAAAUAAGAAAGAGAGAAACAGAAAAAGGAAGAAACGAAUAGAAAUUAAAGAUCUCAAGAAUUAAAAGAUCAAAGAAAAUUCUAAGAAACAAAAGAUGACGUUAAUAAGCACAGCGACCCUGGCCGUAAAAGCUGCCACUCUCCUCAUCGGAAAAUUGGCCAUAAUACCGAUCAUCAUAGCGGCCCUAGCUUAUUACAAUUACGAUCUAAUGGAUCCCGAGAAUCAACCGAAGGUUACCAAGAAUUUAAGGAAAGAGUACGAUUUCGUGGUGGUGGGUGGUGGCUCGGCCGGAAGCGUGGUCGUGAACAGGCUCACCGAGAAUCCGGGGUGGAGCGUGCUGUUGUUGGAGGCCGGGGGCCACGAAACCGAGAUAACGGACGUUCCUAUACUGUCUCUGUACUUGCACAAGAGCAAACUGGAUUGGAAAUAUAGGACGCAGCCGCAGGAUUCGGCUUGUCAGGCGAUGGUUGAUCGACGAUGCUGUUGGACCAGGGGGAAGGUCUUGGGAGGUUCGAGUGUGCUGAACACGAUGCUUUACAUUCGAGGGAAUCGACGAGAUUUCGACCAGUGGGAAAGCUUUGGCAAUCCUGGUUGGGGUUACGACGAUAUACUUCAUUAUUUCAAAAAAUCUCAAGACCAAAGGAAUCCCUAUUUAGCUCGUAACACUAAAUAUCACAGUACAGGAGGAUACCUGACGGUGCAAGACUCCCCGUACAACACGCCGUUGGGUAUAGCGUUCCUCCAAGCCGGCGAGGAGAUGGGCUACGACAUAGUGGACAUAAACGGGGAGCAACAGACUGGUUUCGCCCUCUACCAGUACACGAUGAGGCGGGGGACGAGGUGCAGCGCUGCGAAGGCGUUCAUCAGGCCCAUCCAGCUUCGGCGCAACUUCGACCUCUCUUUGUGGAGCCACGUGACCAGGAUCCUGAUAGACCCGCGCACGAAGCGCGCACGCGGCGUUGAGUUCAUCAGGGGGGGGCGGAGGGAGGUCGUGCACGCGAGGAAGGAAGUGAUAUUAUCGGCAGGGGCGAUAAACUCGCCCCAAUUGUUGAUGCUGUCCGGCAUCGGGCCGAGGCGCCACCUCGAGGAGCUCGGUAUCCCCGUGAUCCACGACUCGCCAGGCGUCGGCCAGAAUCUUCAGGAUCACAUAGCCGUGGGCGGGAUCAUAUUCCCCAUCGAUUAUCCGAUCAGCAUAAUGCUGGACCGUGUCGUGAACCUGAACUCGGCACUCAGGUACGCGAUCACCGAGGACGGUCCGUUGACGGCCAACGUCGGCCUCGAGACGGUAGGAUUCAUCUCGACCAAGUACGCGAAUCGGAGCGACGAUUGGCCCGACAUCGAGUUCAUGCUCACCUCCUCCUCGGUCAACUCGGACGGAGGCACCCACGUGAAGAACGCGCACGGGUUGACGGACGAGUUCUACAACGAGGUGUUCGAGAGCAUAAACAGGCGUGACGUGUUCAGCGUGUUCCCCAUGCUGCUCAGACCAAGGUCGCGAGGUUUCCUCAAGCUGAGGUCGAGCAACCCUCUCGAUUACCCUCUCAUGUAUCACAAUUACCUCACCGACCCGUACGACAUCGACGUGUUGAGGGAGGGGGUGAAAGCGGCGAUCGCGUUCGGGCAGACGAGCAGCAUGAGAAGGUUCGGCGCGAGAUUCCACAGUCACCCGGUCCCCAACUGCAAACGGAUACCGUUGUACACGGACGAGUAUUGGAACUGCGCGAUACGCCAGUACACGAUGACCAUUUACCAUAUGAGCUGCACGGCCAAGAUGGGGCCGCGGACAGAUCCCAUGGCGGUCGUGGAUCCCGAGCUAAGGGUGUACGGGGUGAACGGGUUGAGGGUGAUCGACGCGUCCAUCAUGCCCACCAUCACCAGCGGAAAUAUAAACGCGCCUGUGAUAAUGAUAGGCGAGAAGGGGGCAGAUUUGGUUAAGGAGCAAUGGUGGCACGAAAGCCGCACUAACGCCACCAUUGGGUCGUGAUAGUCUACUACUAUGUGGGAAUGGAUUCUGUAUACGUAUAUAGGGAGAUAUGAUGUACACUUUUGUUGUUGGGCAUUACGUUUUUAAUUUAAAGUGUCAAGUCCUCAAGGUGGAUUUAAUUUCAAUCUUUGUGAAAUGUAAUGGAAGUUUCUGGAAAUUUAUUUAUUCCUUGUAAUAAUUGUAAUAUAUAUAUAUUUUUUGAGGUUAGGAUCAA